AUGGUGCGCGGAAACUCUCUAAUUGACGACUUGAGGCUUCUUAUUAAUAAUCCUCGAUAUAGUGAUUUAGAAAUCAGGUGCAAGGAUGAUCUUGUCCUUUAUGGCAACCGUGUAAUUCUUGCUGCUCGUUCCGAAGUGUUUGAGAGGAUUCUUUUUACAGGGACAAGGGCUUCUGACAAACAAGUUUCGUUUCCAAAAAUAGAAGCAUCAUCUAUGAAAGUUAUUCUUGAAUAUUUGUAUACAGGAACAGUUCUGGAGAAGGGCAUUACUAUUGAAGAUGCUCUCAAAACCUUGCCUGCAGCUGAUUUCUUUCAAUUAGAAAACCUUCAAGACCUUAUUUCAGAAUACAAUAAGAAAAUGUGUGAGAAAGAAGAAAAUAGAAAUCGAUUACCCGAAUUAUUAUCUAACGCAGUUCAGUUGAUGUCACCUUUAGCUGAAAAUGGUGUCGUUGAUUAUUUAGUAGAUUCAGUGGCUAAAAUUCCUUUGGAUUCCAUUGGAUUUAAUAGACUGUCACUUCAAGGUUUACAAUGCUUGUUAUCAAAGAGAAACGAAGAGAAAACAUUUAAUUCUAGCGAAUAUUCUGUUUUACGAUAUGCAAUUUUAUCAGCUGCAAACAAAGUAUCUCAAGAAGCAUUUUCUAUUCUGGAAAAAAGGUUGCCUCCGUGGAAUGAAAUCAAGGAAUCAGCUCUUCAAGAUAUUGAUAAUAAUAAUUCAAUAGAAAAAACACUUGGCGCAUCGAUUGGCGAUAUUAUAAAUCCUGUUAUAGAGCAUAUUGAUUUUAGAAGGAUCAAAGGAAUAAUCCUUGCGAAAAUAAUUGAACCGUUAGAUAUUAUUCCGUAUAAUAAAAUCAUGGAUUCGUAUCGAUUUCAAGUCUGUAAAGAAAAUCCAUUAUCAGAAUAUUAUGGUUAUUUUCGAAUUUCUGAUAUUAGAUGGGAUAGAAAUGGUUGCGGUCUAGGUCUAAAUAUUAGUGAAUAUGGUCGUACGGUUAACGCGCCUCAAAAUAUAACCCAGCAUCAAAGUGUAAGAACAAAUUAUCUCAUGAGUAGUGGAGCUCAUGAAUUUCGUAUCUUAAUCGAAAAAAAUUGUGCCUAUGCUUUUGUGGGCAUUUGUGGUGAAGGCCUGAAUUUUUCUACUUUUGCUGGAUAUCAACCAUACGGAUGGGUUUUAAGUUCGUCCGGGGACUGCGUUCAUGAUAAUGAUAAUGGAAUCCAUAUAACUCCAACCUUCCAACAGGAUAACGUGAAAAUAAUUGUGCACCUAAACAUGGAUGACAAGACAGUUGCCUUUUCAGUUAACGAUACAAGAUAUCCCCCAGUUGCAUCAUGGAACAAUCUCCCACGAAACCUUUAUUUUGUUGCGUCGCUUAGAUAUCCAGGAAAGUUUAAAAUUUUACCACCAGAAGUUUAA
Molecule: messenger RNA, 1407 nt
Organism: Acaulospora morrowiae
Lineage: Eukaryota; Fungi; Glomeromycota; Glomeromycetes; Diversisporales; Acaulosporaceae
Source: the annotation of a GenBank genome assembly